This is a messenger RNA of Trichoplusia ni (cabbage looper), 1636 nucleotides long. RefSeq names its product putative fatty acyl-CoA reductase CG5065. Bases 257 to 1609 code for a protein of 450 amino acids. The record is from RefSeq and is a predicted model, not a curated record. Gene Ontology annotation, molecular function: alcohol-forming very long-chain fatty acyl-CoA reductase (NADP+) activity. The transcript has 10 exons. Gene Ontology annotation, cellular component: peroxisome. NCBI's taxonomy places the organism in Eukaryota, Metazoa, Arthropoda, Insecta, Lepidoptera, Noctuidae. Gene Ontology annotation, biological process: long-chain fatty-acyl-CoA metabolic process.
GUGGCUAUUGUGAUUCAAAACUUUCAGUGCACCUCAUAAACUCGUAAUGAAUGAUUGAAAAGAGUACAAGACUUAAAUGACCGCAUGUACAAAUUAUUUAAACUCUUAAUAAAAUACUUUUAAUUUAACAAAAAAUUGUUUAUAACCCCUAAUAGACCUAAAAAAGUAAGAAUCUAAAUUCCACGUGAGGCAUAUGGGAAAGUAAAAAAAAUAUUAAAAAUAAAAUUGUAAUAUAAAUUCCGGAAAGUAGUUCACGAUGUCAAGCCUUAAAGGUCCAAAAGUGGCAUCGUUUUACACUGGCAAAACUGUAUUCAUAACAGGCGGCACGGGAUUUCUGGGAAAGACUCUAAUAGAAAAGUUGCUGUACAGUUGUAGCGGGAUUGACAAAAUGUAUAUUCUGGUACGUGAUAAACGUGGUAAUGCAGCACACGAGAGACUGGCGCGCAUAACCAACACCCCAGCUUUCGACAGAUUAAAAGGCUCCCGAAAUGAGGACCUUAAAAAAAUUACCGUCAUCACCGGAGAUAUUGCCCGACCGAAUCUCGGAUUGCCGGAUGAUGUUUUAAAACGUUUAGAAGAUGAGGUAUCUAUAGUAUUCCAUUUGGCAGCCACAGUAGCAUUCAAUUUACGCCUGAAAGAUGCUAUGGGAAUAAAUAUCAAUGGAACUGAAGAAGUUGUAAAGCUGUGCCAUAGAAUGAAGAAAUUGCAGGCAUUUGUUCAUGUAUCUACAGCAUUCAGCAAUGCAGAUCGACAAGAUAUAGAAGAAAAAGUUUACCCGAUGCCAGUGACUUUGGAAGAUGCAAGACAUGUCGCAGAAAUGUAUUCACACGAUGACGAAGUAAUUAGCCAGUUUUUGGGCAAGAAGCCCAACACAUACACCUUUUCAAAAGCUCUCGCCGAAGACCUAGUAAUGAAGCAGUGCCAAGAUUUACCGACUGCGAUCGUCAGGCCAUCUAUAGUAAUGUCUUCAAUAAAAGAGCCAUGUCCUGGUUGGAUAGACACGUGGAGUGGUUCUACGGGUCUCUUCGUUGGCAUGCCGGCUGGAGUACUGAAAGUUGUAAAGGGAAAAGGAAGCAACGUCACAGAUUUGGUCCCAGUGGAUAUUGUCACAAACUGUUUAAUAGUUGUUGCUACGGAGUGUCAUAAGACAAACGAAAUUAAAGUGUACAAUUGCUGCACUGGAACUUCGAACCCGAUAACAUCGAAUUAUGCCAGUGCGAUUGCUAGGAGAGUAACCUUAAGAUAUUCAUUGAAUGAAUUGCCGUGGCCUUUCCUCGUGUUUACUUCAAGUGUAAUAAUUUAUACCUUGAUAACGUUUAUUCUGCAGACGAUACCAGCUUUUUUGAUUGACAUGUGGUGUGUACUAACUGGGAAAAAAGCAACCCAAUUGAAGUUACAAAGCAGACUAAAAAAGAACAUAGAAGUAGUGAAAUUCUUUUUAAUGAACGAGUGGAAGUUUUCUGAUGGAAAUGUGAGAAACCUUUUUAAAAGUUUGUCACCUGAAGACAAAGAAACAUUUAAUUUUGACGUGAAAUGUAUUCAUUGGGAGAAAAGUAUCGAAGAUUACAUUUUAGGAGCCAGAAAAUACCUUUUGAAGUACGAGAAAUAAUUUUAGAAGAGUACAUACAUUUGAUAA